Messenger RNA from Striga asiatica, 1149 nucleotides. The record is from the annotation of a GenBank genome assembly. Lineage: Eukaryota; Viridiplantae; Streptophyta; Magnoliopsida; Lamiales; Orobanchaceae.
GUUUUCAUUGACUCUUGGGUAAGUAAUGACUAUACUGCCCAAAUUACACGACCAUACACCGCAUGGUGCUCACCGACGUCGUUUUGUAGUACCCUUUGGCCGAGUACAGCAUAUCCCCGCACCAAUUUCAACUCCCCCGCACAAACGAAAUCCCUUACCUCCAAGAACCCCUGAGUAAGCCCUGCUCAUUGAUCUGAUUUAUCAUCGUCCAAGGGUUUCUGAAGCCAAAUUAAUCAUGGAUGGGGUUGGAGGUGAUGCUCCCUCGACAGCAGCUGCAGCACUAAACCAACGGAGGCACGAACUAUCAAAACUUUUCCAGUACUAUUUAGAUAAAUCAACUCCUCACUCUCUUUAUCGAUGGAUUGGGACUUUUGUUUUAGUGUGCGUUUAUGCUCUGAGAGUUUACUACCUUCAAGGGUUCUACAUUGUGACGUAUGGUUUGGGAAUCUACAUUCUUAAUCUGCUAAUUGGGUUCUUGUCACCUCUUGUUGACCCUGAGCUGGAACCUUCAGAUGGUCCUAUGCUGCCGACAAAAGGCUCUGAUGAAUUCAAGCCUUUCAUCCGCCGCCUUCCUGAGUUCAAAUUCUGGUAUGCCAUCACAAAGGCUUUCUGUGUAGCAUUCGUGAUGACCUUCUUUUCCAUGUUCGAUGUCCCAGUUUUUUGGCCGAUAUUAUUGUGCUACUGGUUUGUCCUUUUCGUGCUAACGAUGAAACGUCAAAUAAUGCAUAUGAUCAAGUACCGAUACAUACCAUUUAACAUUGGUAAACAGACUUACAAAGGAAAAAAGCCUGCAGCUAGUGGAAGCAGCCCUCGAGCAGACUAAAGUUCAAUCAACCUAUAAGGGUCUCCUAAUCAGAAGAGAUGGAAUAGAGAAACAACAUGAGAUGGAGAAUGCCAUGGGGAAUUUAAGUUUGUUAGUUCUAUAUUUUACAUUUAUAAAAUGACAUACGACUUGUUGGAGAGUUAUCAGCGAACUCCUCAGUUGCACUUUUAUUCCAGUAUGUUGGGAGAAACUGUUUAUGAUGCAGGAAAGAAAAGUUAAUUUUGUUUUAGAUGAACUGCAUAAUUAUUGAUUAUUGUGUAACGUGACACUCAAAAUUUAUUUGGUUAUUCUUGAAAAUGCUGCCUCGUAAUCUUUUGUUAUGCAUG